AACAAUUUCUUUUUGUUCUUUCUGUUACCCCUCGUACUUGACAAUAAGAAAAUUUUACGGCUGAAAUAUGUUGAGUUGAAAUUUUGUAUCUUGCGUAUAGACAUUAAUUGUAUUUUAAGUAAAAUCUUUAUAAUGGCUAGUCCACAUACUCGGCGCGUUCUUCAGGAGUUAAAACCACAGGCUGAAAACUCGAAAUGCUUUGAGUGCGGCACACAUAAUCCGCAGUGGGUUUCAGUGACGUAUGGCAUAUGGAUAUGUUUGGAAUGUUCGGGCAAACAUCGAGGCCUAGGAGUGCAUAUAUCGUUUGUGCGUUCAGUAACUAUGGAUAAGUGGAAAGAUAUUGAAUUGGAGAAGAUGAAGGUUGGAGGGAACAGUAAAGCUCGAGAAUUUUUUGAAGAGCAACCUGACUGGGACGAUCGUGCACCUAUUGCACAACGUUACAAUUCUAGGGCUGCUGCCUUGUACCGCGACAAAAUAUCCACUUUAGCUCAGGGCAAAUCAUGGGACUUGGCGGAUGCACAUACCCGUAUUUCGGUUUCUGGUGCUUUCGAAGGUGGUUGUUUGGGUGAUACAAAUACCAGAUAUAUGUCCCACUCUAAGAGCAGCGGGUCACAGGGCUCUGAUGGUGGUUAUCAAACAGAAACAAACAUGGGUGGUGGGUUUCACACAAACAAUUAUCAACAGUUUAAUACUCCAGCGUUCAAGGAGCAAAAAGAAGAGUUCUUCGAGCGCCGAAAAAUGGAGAAUGCAUCAAGGCCAGAUAAUUUGCUUCCAAGUCAAGGCGGAAAGUAUUCUGGCUUCGGGUAUUCCCGCGAUCCUCCACCGAAGACACAGUCUCAGGAAAUUAUAGAUUCGACGCUCUCUUCUUUGGCUUCGGGUUGGAGCUUGUUUUCCGCAGGAGCAUCGAAAAUUGCUAGUACGGCCAAGGAGAAAGCUGUCACGACAGUAAGCUUGGCCUCGUCAAAGAUUAAAGAAGGCGGUUUACUAGAAACCGUCCAAGGUCAUGUUUCCGACGUAGCUUGCAAGGUAUCAGAUAUUGGUAAAAGAGGUUGGAGCAAUAUUGGAGGAAACAACGUUGCGUCCAAUCAAUUUAAUGCAGUUGGAAACAACAAUGGCUGCAAUGAUAAUUCCUAUCAGCGCUCACAUUCCAUUGGGGGAGACGGUGACUGGGAUUGGGAAAAUAGUACGUCAAAGCCAACUAUGACUCAGUCGAAUUCAUACCACCAUCAACUGGGGGAAAUGAACGAUAAUGACUGGACAGGAUUCGACGCAGCGGGAUACCAAAAUUCUUAUCAACCAACAAAAAGUUCUGGUGAUGAACUGGAUACCGUUCCAGUUCGUAAGAAUUUGAAACUUCAAACGACUUCUCAAAAAUUGUGCGAAGGAUUUAGUAAUAUUGAUGUUAAAAGUGUGCCCAAUAAGAAUAUCAAGGAUGGAAAAGCGACGGAGGAAGAUGCUGCUUGGGAUUUGUUAAUGAACUAAAUAAAAUAUUAAAUUUUCCAAUUGUUUAAAACGUUCUUAUACUUCUAAAUGUGUCGACCAUCGGAAUUAUGUAAAAAUGACUCAAUUUAAAUAAAUAUCCAUAAUACGGAAAAUUUGCACUAAAAUUAA
Molecule: messenger RNA, 1611 nt
Organism: Anastrepha ludens (Mexican fruit fly)
Lineage: Eukaryota; Metazoa; Arthropoda; Insecta; Diptera; Tephritidae
Gene: ArfGAP1
Product: ADP-ribosylation factor GTPase-activating protein 1
Exons: 7
Coding region: 133-1482 (449 amino acids)
Biological process (GO): regulation of ARF protein signal transduction; regulation of endocytosis
Cellular component (GO): Golgi membrane
Molecular function (GO): GTPase activator activity
Source: RefSeq, a predicted model, not a curated record